Molecule: messenger RNA, 1172 nt
Organism: Guillardia theta CCMP2712
Lineage: Eukaryota; Cryptophyceae; Pyrenomonadales; Geminigeraceae
Exons: 13
Coding region: 6-746 (246 amino acids)
Biological process (GO): protein import into peroxisome matrix
Cellular component (GO): peroxisomal membrane
Molecular function (GO): zinc ion binding
Source: RefSeq, a predicted model, not a curated record
GCGGGAUGGAGCCAUCGUCGAGCAGAGCUCGCACGAGACACUCGAUCUACUCAGAGGGAGGAGAAACGUCAGCCGGAGAGAGCGGGCAAGAAGUUGCAACAGCAAGACCAGUCGAGGCUCCUUCUAAUGGUGACUUUCAUGCUGCAAACUCCAUGGUUCACUCCAAGAAUUUCUUUCCGUGGGCUGGACAGGCAGAAGUGAUACGAGCAAUGCAGAAAGAUGAUUAUUACACCACACACUUGAAGAAAGCUUUGGCUGAUGCCAUUCAAGCUGUCUUGGGGGCGAGGGCGAUUACCAGGCAUCAAAACGCCAUUGAGAACAUAGCAGGCCUAGUGUACUUCGGUUUGACCACAGGAAGUGCCAAACCUACGCUGGGAGAAGAGUACUGCGAAGUUCGACAGCUUGCUGCUGAUACUGAGACCUCUGCCUCGAGAGCUCAAAGGGCAGCCUUGAUAGUUUGGAAGCUCGUCGUUCCCUACGUUUCCAAAAUAGCUCAAAUGCGAAUCAUUCGCCAGAACAACAUGAGAAAUCUCGAAGGGAGUGAUGGGAGGACGAGGGCUCGAUGGCUGCAUAUGGCUGCCCAAGCGCUUCCGAUGUGCAAUGAAAUAUUCGAGGCGGCAAACCGCCUUCACCUUGCAGCAUUCUACAUGUAUGGAAUGUUUUACAGCCUUCCUCAUAGAUUUGCUGAAAUUCGACACAUCUCGCUUCAAGCAAAUCGCGGUCAUCGAGACUUCAACACGUUGUAGGUUGCAUUUUGAAACGAGUUAGUGAUGUGAAGUUUGUCUUGUUUUCAAGGUACUCUAUCUUGGCGAAGCUUCUUGUAUUCAAAGAAAUUGUGAUCUUAGCCGAUUAUUUAGGUACUAGAGUGAAAUCGCUAGGCAAGGCGGAUGUGCAAGUAUUCCAGCAGGAGGCUGACAGCGAUGAUGUGAGCUCAGCAGAUCCAUCGAAUACCCCUGGAGCGUCGAGCAACAAGAAGAAGUGCAUGCUUUGCUUGAGUUCACGGAGACAUCCGACGGCUACGCAAUGCGGGCACGUAUUCUGCUGGACUUGCAUCUCAGAAUGGUGUGCAAAUAAGCCGGAAUGUCCCUUGUGCAGGCAGCGAAUAUCUCUUUCUUCACUCUUGCGACUUUAUCAUUACACACCUACAUCAGAGUAAAGCUAAAUGGAAGAAC